AUGGGCUACCUUAUGCAAGGGAACAGUCCUAAACUUGUUCGGGAGUAUUUACAGAAGCAAUUGAAAGCGCUCCAGCUGAAGUAUGUGGACCUAUACUUGAUACACCAUCCCGCUGGGAUCAAUGCUGAUGAAGUGAUAAAACACGAAGGCAACACAGUGGACAAUACAGGGUUGAAACUGGACAUGACGACUGAUCACGUGGCUUUAUGGAAGGAAAUGGAAAAACAAGUGGACGAUGGACUAACUAAAGCGAUUGGUCUAUCAAACUUUAACGUCAAACAGAUAGAGCGUAUUCUUAAAGUGGCUCGCAUACCUCCAGCAAACUUGCAGAUAGAGCAGUACCUCUACAAUCAGGGGAAGGCAGAGCAAGAGUUGUGUAGGAAGAAAGGUAUCACAAUGACGUCAUACUCCACACUUGGCUCACGUAGCGUACCUAAUGGGCUGCUUUCUGGAGCGAACUUAAAUCCUCUGCAGGAUCCGGUAGUCUGCCGCAUAGCCAAGUCCCACAAUAAGUCGACAGGUCAAGUUCUACUGAGACAUGUCCCUAACAGUUGGGCAUCGCUAUCAUCCCUAUCCAACCCAAUCAGAAUUCGUGAGAAUUUUCAGGGAGGCAUUUGGAUUUCUUUGAUUUUCCUGGUCCCGUUUGAGCGGAAACGUCUCCGUGUGGAGAAAUUCUUUAGGCCUCAGGGCAAACGUGAGAGAAGUUUGGCCAAGAGUUUGUGGCCAGAGGUGAGGGACACCUGA
Messenger RNA from Homalodisca vitripennis (glassy-winged sharpshooter), 744 nucleotides. Its product is annotated as aldose reductase-related protein 2-like. Gene Ontology annotation, cellular component: cytosol. The transcript has 5 exons. Gene Ontology annotation, molecular function: aldose reductase (NADPH) activity. The record is from RefSeq and is a predicted model, not a curated record. The coding region runs from base 1 to 744 and encodes 247 amino acids. Lineage: Eukaryota; Metazoa; Arthropoda; Insecta; Hemiptera; Cicadellidae.